GAGCAAGAUGGCGCUGCGGCCCGGAGCCGGAGCCAGCGGCGCGGCGGGGGCGGGCGCGGGGCCCGGUGGGGCAGGCAGCUUCCUGUUUCCUGUUGCAGGUGGAAUGAGACCCCCUCAAGCAGGCCUGAUGCCAAUGCAGCAGCAAGGAUUUCCCAUGGUCUCUGUCAUGCAGCCCAGUAUGCAAGGCAUGAUGGGAAUGAAUUACAGCUCUCAAAUGUCCCAAGGACCCAUUGCAAUGCAGGCAGGAAUACCAAUGGGGCCAAUGCCAGCAGCAGGUGUGCCUUUCCUGGGGCAGCCACCGUUCCUGGGCAUGCGUCCUGCAGGCCCACAGUACACUCCAGACAUGCAGAAGCAGUUUGCAGAAGAGCAACAAAAACGAUUUGAACAACAACAAAAACUCUUAGAAGAAGAAAGAAAAAGACGUCAGUUUGAAGAGCAAAAACAAAAGCUCAGACUUCUGAGUAGCGUGAAACCCAAGACAGGAGAGAAGAAUAGAGACGAUGCUUUGGAAGCCAUAAAAGGAAACCUGGAUGGGUUUUCCAGAGAUGCGAAGAUGCACCCCACUCCAGCAUCUCACCCCAAGAAACCAGAUUGUCCCACAUCACCUCAUUCUGCUAAAACUUCCUCCCCAUCAUCAGCCUUUCUUGACGAAGACGAAUUCAGUGACUUUAUGCAGGGGCCUGCUGAGGUCCCCGCUUGUGGGCCUUCUUCUGCGGCCCGGCCCUUUCAGUCUUUUCUCCCCACCGCCCCACUUGGCCAGUUGUACACACAGAAGGCUGGGACACAGCCUCUUCCUCCAGGUCAGGUUCCAGUGUCUUUUGCCUUACAUGGUGGCCAUGGGCAAAUUCCUUGUUUGUCCACUGCUUCAGCUUCACACAGUGUGCAGAAAGCAGGCCCUUCCUUGGAAGAGAAGCUCCUAGUACCUUGUGAUAUAAGCACAUCUGGGCAGGAACAAAUUACAUUAAACACUCCUGAAGCUGGGCACAAAGCCGUAGGCCCAGGUUCCAGUAAGAACGGUCCCGGCUUAGCGGCCCGUAACGGGGGUGCUGUAGAUGGAUGUGUAAGUGGUCCCAUCACGGCAGAGGCAGAAAAGACUUCAGAGCCAAACCUGUCAAACGAAGAGAGUGGUGUGGGCGUGUUUCCCUCUCAGGAUCCUGUUCAGCCCAGAAUGCCACCUUGGAUUUACAAUGAGAGUUUGGUUCCAGAUGCGUAUAAGAAAAUUUUAGAAACCACAAUGACUCCAACUGGAAUAGACACUGCUAAACUUUAUCCCAUUCUGAUGUCGUCUGGACUUCCCAGGGAAACUCUUGGACAGAUAUGGGCCUUAGCUAAUCGAACUACACCUGGCAAACUUACUAAGGAAGAGCUCUAUACCGUCCUUGCCAUGGUAGCGGUGACGCAGAGGGGUGUGCCUGCCAUGAGCCCUGAUGCUUUGAACCAGUUCCCAGCGGCUCCCAUUCCUACCUUAAGUGGCUUUCCUGUGACUCUGUCUACCCCAGUGAGCCAGCCGACUGCCAUGCCCUCUGGCCCCACAGGCUCCAUGCCUCUUACCCUCGGACAGCCCAUCAUGGGCAUUAACCUUGUUGGACCAGUGGGUGGAGCUGCAGCGCCAACUUCCAGUGGCUUCAUGCCAGCCUAUCCCUCAAGCCAGGUGGGAAAGACAGAAGAAGAUGACUUCCAGGAUUUUCAAGAUGCUUCAAAGUCAGGAUCCAUUGAUGAUUCUUUCACUGACUUUCAAGAGGUGCCUGCUUCCUCAAAAAACAGUAAUUCCCAGCAUGGAAACAGUGCUCCAUCGCUGUUGAUACCACUUCCUGGAACUAAAGCCUCCACAGAUAAAUACGCAGUGUUUAAAGGAAUUUCCGCCGACAAGCCCUCUGAAAACACGGCUGCAUUUGGAGAGUCUGGUGAUAAAUACAGUGCUUUCAGGGAGCUGGAGCAAACAGCAGAGAGUAAGCCUUUAGGAGAGGGCUUUGCCGAUUUCAGAUCCACAGGAGCCGAUGACGGCUUCACCGACUUCAAGACCGCAGAUAGCGUGUCACCCCUAGAGCCGCCGGCAAAAGAUGCUUUUCCAGCAGCCUUUCCCUCUGGAGCUGCACAGCAGAGACAGACACAGGUGAAAACCCCUCUGAACUUAGCAGACCUAGAUAUGUUCUCCUCAGUGAAUUGCAGUGGCGAGAAAUCGGUGCCCUUUUCAGCUGCGGUUAGCACAUCAAAGUCAGCUUCCACGAGGCCUCAGCCGGCUGGAUCUGCAGCAGCCUUGGCAGCACCGGCACCCACUAAAACUUCUAGUCUGGCAGAUGAUUUCGGAGAUUUCAACCUCUUCGGGGAAUAUUCUAAUCCUGCAUCUGUUGGGGAGCAGGACGACUUUGCAGACUUCAUGGCUUUUGGUAACAGCUCAAUUUCAUCUGAGCCAAAAGCAGAUGACAAAUCUGAAGCCCUCAGAGAGGAAGCGAGCCCCAGCCCCUUAGCCAGCAGCGCAGUGGAGGGCACACAGAACCCGCCUGCGGCGUCUGCCAAGUACGACGUCUUCAAACAGCUCUCCCUCGAGGGAGCUGGACUGGCCAUGGAGGAGUUCAAAGAGAACCCUCAGUCCGCAAAGAGUGACGAUGACUUCGCUGACUUCCACUCCAGUAAAUUCUCAUCCACGAGCUCAGACAAAUCCCUGGGAGAGAAGGCGGUGGCUUUCAGACACGCCAAAGAAGACUCUGCCUCGGUGAAGUCUUUAGACCUUCCCUCCAUCGGUGGCAGCAGCGUUGGCAAGGAGGACUCUGAAGAUGCGCUUUCUGUUCAGUUUGACAUGAAACUGGCUGAUGUGGGAGGAGAUCUUAAGCAUGUCAUGUCUGAUAGCUCUUUGGAUUUACCAACAGUUAGUGGCCAACAUCCUCCUGCCGCAGCAGGAAGUGGGGCCUCCUCAGCCACCUCAAACCUUCAAAAGAAAGAGAUCUCAUUUGGCAGUUCUGAAAACAUCACAGUGUCAUCUCUCUUCAAAGGAACCGCCUUGGCAAGUGAGGAUGCUCUUCCAGAGACUCCCUUCCCAGCUUUUGCCAGCUUUAAAGACAUGAUGCCUCAGACCACUGAGCAGAAAGAGUACGAAAGUGAAGACUUCCAGGAAUUCACAAGGCAGGACCUACCCAUAGUGGACCGGAGCCAGGAGACCGCGUGUCCAAGCCCAGCUUCCAGUGUCGCCUCCCAUGAGACCCCCAAGGAGUGCACAGACGACUUUGGAGAAUUUCAAAGUGAAAAGCCCAAAAUCAGCAAAUUUGACUUUUUAGUAGCCAAUUCACAAAGCAAAAUGAAAUCCAGUGAAGAAAUGAUCAAAAGUGAGCUGGCAACCUUUGACCUUUCUGUUCAAGGAUCACACAAGAGGAGCUUGAGCCUGGGGGAUAAAGAAAUAAGCCGCUCCUCUCCUUCUCCGGCCCUGGAACAGCCUUUCAGAGACCGCUCCAACACUCUGAGUGAGAAGGCAGCACUGCCUGUCAUCCGCGACAAGUACAAAGAUCUGACUGGUGAGGUGGAGGAAAAUGAGAGAUACGCGUAUGAGUGGCAGAGAUGCCUGGGAAGCGCCCUGGCUGUCAUUAAGAAGGCAAACGACACCUUAAAUGGCAUUAGUAGCAGUGCUGUUUGCACAGAAGUUAUCCAGUCAGCCCAAGGCAUGGAAUAUCUCCUAGGUGUCGUGGAAGUGUACCGAGUAACCAGGCGCGUGGAACUGGGGAUAAAAGCCACUGCCGUGUGCAGUGAGAAGCUCCAGCAGUUGCUGAAGGACAUCGAUAAGGUGUGGAACAACCUAAUCGGCUUCAUGUCGCUCGCCACACUCACACCAGAUGAAAAUUCACUGGAUUUUUCCUCCUGUAUGUUACGGCCUGGGAUUAAAAAUGCUCAGGAGCUGGCUUGCGGGGUGUGUCUCUUAAAUGUGGACUCCAGGAGCCGGAAAGAAGAGAAGCCUGCAGAAGAACAGCCUAAAAAAGCAUUCAACUCGGAAACAGACAGUUUCAAGCUGGCCUAUGGAGGACACCAGUACCAUGCCAGCUGUGCCAACUUCUGGAUCAACUGUGUUGAACCCAAGCCUCCCGGCCUCCUCCUGCCAGAUCUGCUCUGAAAAGCUGCUCAGUGAAGCUCCAGAUGACUUUUGGUUAUUUCUGUCACAUGACUUGGGGUGACAGGGAUCAAUAAAUAGAAUGCAAGCACUGCAAAGUUCCCUUCCAUCAGUCUCUUUGAAGUAUUCCCCAAGAGGUAGGGUGGAAAGCUGCCCAUCAGACAACCUUUGAUCACUGCUUCUGCCUGCCCCUCUUUGAGACUUGAGGUAAAUAGCUAAACCCAAACUGCACGAGGCACCGGACACUUACUUGCUUAUCUUCCUCUCGUUUUUUAUUUUGAUGUUGGUUUGAUUUUUUUUUUUUUUUUUUUAAGGAUAGGGUCUUGAUGCAUACCCCUGGCUGACCUUGAAUUUGCAGCAGUUCUCCUGUCUCUGCCUCCCUAGUGCUGGAUCACAGGCAUGUGACACCAUAUCCUGUCUCUUUUGUUCACUUAAGAUAUUUUAAAAUGUGGACCACAGUUCUCUGUGAGGAGUAAUCUGCUGCUAAAGUGUUUAAGAUGUGAAAAAUUAACAAAAGAAGAAAAAAUACAUUAUCCCCGGACUAGAGUCUGCAAGUUUGUGUCCAGCCAGUUCUCGUUUAUAUCUCCAACAUUACGGUCCCAGGAAGCACAGCGCAUUUCACUGCAUUCUACGUGAGAUGAAUAAAAGGGGACUCAUGAUUAAGCCCACGCUGUCCUGGUAAAGAAAACACUGCUCGCUCGCUGGUCUCCACUGGAUGGCAGCAGGCAAGGAGGACACUGCAGUCACCUCUCAUCACACCUCAUCCUCUUCCCUUCCCUGAAACUCAGCGCUCAAGGAGCCCCUCCCUGCUUUGACAGUCCCAGAGUCUGUGUCCUGCAUGUCCUUCUCCUUGGAGCCUUUAUUGAGAACAUGCUGCUUGACUUCAGCAUCAAGUCUGGCACAAAGCGCGGUGUUUUCCCUUCAGACAAAAUCUGUAACAGCCGUGGGAUGAAAUCUUUUUAUAGUGACCUCUCUCCACACUCCCAAAGAUGACUGCACAGAGCCAGCAAUGCUGUACUUUGCAGGGUUUCAGGAGAUACCCGAGAAUGGCCUCAGGGUGAGAGUGGAGUUCUGGCCUUCCGCAGUGGCUCUCAACCUUCUAAUGCUGUGACUCUUUAAGACAGUUCCUCAUAUUUAUUGUGACAUCCCCUAGCCACAAAAUUAUUUUCCUUGCUCCUUCGUAACUGUAAUGUUGCUACUGUUCUGAAUAAUAAUGUAAAUACAUGUGUUCUCCAAUGAGGUGACCCCUGUGAAAGGACUGUUCUACCCCCAGCCCCAGGAGUCACAGCCCAUAGGUUGAGAACCACUGACCUAGUGAGAAGAACAAUAAGGGAGGGGUGUGUGUGCGUGUGUGUAUCUCAGAUGCAGCAGAGGAAAGCAGUUACCAACAGCUCUGAAUUUUCAAAGGAAAAGGUUCAUGCUGGUGUAGAAGUUUGUCACAUAAAGAAAACGCAUAAAACUAUGAAAAGAAAAGCUCAAGUGGUUGAAGGGUGUAAUUCUCAGGAGAAGCCAAGCAGUCUGGGACACCUGUUUCUCUGGCACGUUGGCUUUGGGCUUUGGGAAGGACUUUGCAUCUUACAGGCCUCACUGACCUUAGUUUUUAUUUGGAAAUCUACAAUGUCGGCUUUUGCCUCUCUCACUGCUGCCUUUGCAUGACUCGCCAUCUCCCCUUCCAGGACAGAAGCUAAGGGCAUUCUGUAUUGCUCCACCUUGUUCCUGUGUAUUUUCUCCAAGAGAUGGAUUCUUUUCUGUUGAUGCCGCUUCCCCUUGGCCUUGCUGUAGACCAGAAUGCAGGGAGAAGAGCUGAUGUAUCCAUUCACUCAUCUGCCCCUCCCACACGAUGUCAUCUCCAGCUUCCAGCGUCCAGGCAGCGGUCUGUACUGUGACCACAUGGCCUUUCCCUCCCCAGGCCUGUGGGCUGCGAGGCUCCACACACACGGGUGGACUGGUUUUCAGCAGGCUUUUCUGCUGAACUCACUAGUGUCUCACCAUGGCCCAGAGUAACAAACGGGCCUCCAGUCUGUAUUCUAGAUUAUUUCCUUGUAGAACCUGUAAUAGGAUUGACCUUAGCAUUAAGAAUGUUCCCAGUGUAGCUGCGUUCACACUGCUGAAGCACUUUCUGGAAAUGCUAUGGGAGCCUUCUGCACAGUGGCUGGUAUCGAUGGCAGCUGCUAAAGUACCUGUUAGCUAGAUUGUCGCCACUCCUAGAUGUAGUCCAGAACGCCUAAGUUAAAAUCUCUUACUAUCGAGUUAGUCACUCCUCAGGAAGUGCCAGAGGAGAAGUCAGUGGAUGUAAGCAAAAAGCCUUUACCAUGAAAGUAUUGACUGUUUAAUGCUUCAAACGUUUAGUUGGAUAACCCCGCCAGAAGUUUGGGGAGUGCAGAAUAUCAGCCGGCCGAUUUUGUUUGCAUGUGUGUAUUAAAAUGACUCACAAUGCAUUCAGCUUCACCUCGGCUCAGCUCUUGUUAGCCAAGAGCCCGGUGUCCUUGGAAACAGUAACCAAGGUUACUCAUCUCCGCACUGUGCUUUGUGUUAGGCAGUUUCACCCACUGCCUGAGCGGCCAUUAAUAAGCACUUGGUUGGGUGCUGUGCCUCGCGUUUUCUGCCCUGUGGACUGGUGUGUGACCUGUGUGGGCAUGCUUGAGACAGAAGAGGCUCCAGGCGCACUCGGGUCAUCGGAGCUUUCCUUCUCUGAGUCUGCCAGCUAGCUUCCCAUCUGGGAAACACGUCUUAAUGUUUUCUGUUGCUAUACAUAUUUUAGGUGUUUGGAUUUUGCUUGUUUUUAUUUUUGGUCUUAUUUCCAGUUUUUUUUUUUUUUCUAUUUAUGUGUCAUCAAAAAGAUUUCUUGAAAACAGAAGUCUGAAAGGCUUGCUUUGCGUCUUGGGCUGCUCUAAGAAUUCUAGUACCUUUGAGGUCAGACACCCUUUGGGAACAGUUAACGAAUGAACUCUGACAUUCAUCAUGAAGAAGGGGCCAUUGCAACCUGUUGCAAACAUCCCAGCCGAUGCCAGAUGGUGGUCAAGAUGUGUGUAGUGUGUGGCUUUACGUCUAGACUAGGUCCAUUUCCUUGGAAAAGGGUGCACCAAAUAAUAUUGAAAAGCCCUCUCUCUCCACAGUCCAGCCAAGGAAAUAAAUAGGGCUUAUGUGAAACAGCUCGAUCUUAAGCCACUUUGCCUCUCUAACAAAGUAUCAUAAUAAAAAUUUUACCUAGUUCCAUUCUUCAUAUGGCGAAAAUAGUGCAAGUGGCUUAAGAGCAUUUACCUGUGAUCUCUCACGUCAGAGCCAUAACAGAGUAACCUGGUGAAUGUCACAAGCCCCCCAAAGCAGCUGUCUUAGGUGUGAUGUGGAACACGGUCCAUAUGUUAAAGGAUGGCAUGUACAAAGCUUUUCUCCUCUGUCUACAUUCUAAUAAACAACUGCUCUGAUUGCUGUGUGUA
Psammomys obesus (fat sand rat) is the source of this 7530-nucleotide messenger RNA. It is a transcript of the gene Synrg, whose product is annotated as synergin gamma. The transcript is spliced from 23 exons. Gene Ontology annotation, molecular function: protein binding. The record is from RefSeq and is a predicted model, not a curated record. Gene Ontology annotation, cellular component: clathrin coat of trans-Golgi network vesicle. The coding region runs from base 8 to 4096 and encodes 1362 amino acids. NCBI's taxonomy places the organism in Eukaryota, Metazoa, Chordata, Mammalia, Rodentia, Muridae.